AUGGCCUCUUUCGCCUCCGUUGCGACCCUCCCCUCUCCCUCCUGCUCCUCCUCCGACGAUGACUAUAACGACGCCAAGCCCCUCCCGCCUCUACCCGCAUCGAAAGAAAUACGCCCUCCUCCGCAGCACCAGCACCAGCACCAGCAGCAGCCGCAGCGGCGGCAGCUGGAGCGCGACUGCAACGUGGCCAUGAAGGCCGCGCGCGCGGGCGACGUCGACCAGGUGCUCGCCCGCUUCGCCGAGCUCAGGGCUUCAGGGACCCCCAGUGUGCUCUGCUACAACACUCUCAUGAACGCGCUCGUGGAAGCUGGCCAUGUGAAGGACGCCCACGACGCGUUCGGCGAAAUGCUUGCGGCAGGGGUGGCGCCCAAUGCGUCGUCCUGUAACAUCCUUCUCAAGCUGCACUCGUGGAUCUCUGACGACGACGACGACUCUCCGUACAAGGCGAUUCUCUGGAUGCGAGAGGCUGGGGUGGAACCUGACGUGGGUACGUACUCCACACUUAUCACGGGGCUGUGCCGUGCGGGGAGGCUCCCCGAGGCAUGGGGUGUGCUUGAGUGCAUGCUGGAACAGGGGUGCCGUCCCAUGGUGCAUACUUACACGCCCAUUGUACAGGGAUAUUGCCGCGAGGGCCGCGUCGGGGAGGCCAUGGACCUGAUGGCCACGAUGGAAGCUGCUGAUUGCCCUCCCAAUGUAGUCACCUACAAUGUUCUGAUCAGGGCUUUGUGUGAUGCCGCCAAAUUUAAGGAAGUCAAGCAGAUUUUAAAGGAGAGUAGAACCAAGGAUUGGACGCCCAGUAUUGUCACCUACAAUACGUUUAUGAACGGUCUCUGCCAGAAAGGUAAGGCUAAGGAAGCACUUGUGCUGCUGGGUGUUAUGCUGGGCAAAGGGUUGGAUCCCACAGAUUUUACUUUGAGCAUUCUUCUGAAUUGCCUUUGCCAUGCCUCAAGGAUUUCCCAUGCCAGAUUCUUGCUAGAGAGGAGUACGUCAUCGAGAUGGUAUGCUGGUGUUGUUGCAUACGACACUGUGAUGGGCAGGUUAUGUAAAAUGGGACAUUGGAGGGGUGUUCUGAAGCUGUUGACAGACAUGAUCAAGAAAGGUGUGAUGCCAAACACGAGGACAUUCAACAUUGUCAUUCGUAGUCUUUGUAUUGGUCGAAAGUGCUCCGCAGCCAAGAGCCUGGUCUGUAACCAAGGGUUUGCUGCAAAUGUCGUGACAUACAAUACACUGAUUGAUUGGUUUUUCUACCAUCGAAAGCGUAGUGAGGUGGGCCACCUAAUGUGUGACAUGGCAGCAGGAAAUAUUGCUGUAGAUGAAGUUACUUACACUAUAUUCGUUGUUGGAUUAUGCAGAGAUGGAAAUUUUGCUAAGGCCAGUAGUUGCUUUCUAGAAUCGCUAGAGAAUGGACUGUCAAUGGAUCUUCUUGGCGUCCUUAUAAACAGGCUCGCUUACAAUGGCAAAAUCCCGGAGACUAUUCGCAUAUUCCAGAAUAUGAGAGAAAGAAAAGGGCUUUUCCUAGAUAAUUCUAUAUUUGACCUCACAAUUGAAAGAUUCUGUAGGGCCGGUUAUUGUCAUGACAAAUAUAUACAUAAUCUUAACUCUAUUCUGGAUGCAAUGUUGGGAAAGCAGUGA
Triticum turgidum subsp. durum (durum wheat) is the source of this 1632-nucleotide messenger RNA. The record is from the annotation of a GenBank genome assembly. Lineage: Eukaryota; Viridiplantae; Streptophyta; Magnoliopsida; Poales; Poaceae.